Messenger RNA from Pecten maximus, 8514 nucleotides. Its product is annotated as serine-rich adhesin for platelets-like. NCBI's taxonomy places the organism in Eukaryota, Metazoa, Mollusca, Bivalvia, Pectinida, Pectinidae. Gene Ontology annotation, molecular function: protein binding. The record is from RefSeq and is a predicted model, not a curated record. The transcript is spliced from 24 exons. Bases 187 to 5454 code for a protein of 1755 amino acids.
UUCCCCGGCGACGAGGUUGUUGAAUAAAUGUUGUUUUGGUUGCUCCUGUUACGUACAUAUUUAAAUAUAGUACAUAAUUCUGCAGUGAUGGCCGACUGAAACAACAUAUACCGGGGAGGAAGUAACCAACUAAAAGGCUGUCCAUUCUUCUCACGAGAGCUGACUGACUAGGAAACAAACAGCAACAUGAGCCACGUUCACGAAGGCCCUUUGGCCACCUACAACAGUCUGACAGACAAGAAUCUGGCAGGAUAUUUCUCCAAUGUCCGCAUGCGGCGCCAUCUACGGAAAUCCGGCCUGAUAAGUACACGAGGAAAGAUCGUCUCGGAAAACCAGUAUAGACUUAACAUGGCCCGCAAGGAACACAAAAAACAUGUCAAGGACCUUCUAUCACAAGCCAUCGUACACAAGACGCUUGACCUCGAGCGCACACGACAGGUCGAGAUCAAACGCAAGCUGGAGGAGAUCGGCAAAAUAGAACUGGUUCGCAGAGUGAGGGCUACGCGUGGUCGCCGUGGUGAUGAGGAAAUUUUACCCUAUCUGUCCCCACGGACAGCAAGUAGGUCGUCCAGCGGCCGCAGACGUCCAGUCAGUGCCCCUAACAAAUAUCAGGAAGUGAUAUAUGUAGAUGAAAAUGGACGACCUUUGACCCCAACCUCAGAAAUGGGAGAGGAGAGCCACUCCCCAUCCCGUUCAAAGGAACAUCAGGAUGAAAUUGACACAAGACACCUGUAUGCGCUUGACUCAACUGCCCUUAGGAAGUACGCCCUGACAUUAUCUAAGAUGGAACAAGGGGAGGGGUUAGUGUCUCCAUACAGUAUGAAUCAAAUACCGACUCCUCCCCGCAGUGCACGUAGCAGCAAGGGGAAUAACUCUGCACGAGCCCGUGGUCCACGGCCAAGAACAGCUGAUGCUCGGAUGACACAGAGGGAUACACCGGUGAAAAGAUCUCCAACCAUGAGAAACUCAGAACCUGAUGAAGAAUCACACCCACCAUCACAAUUGUCUGUUGUGGAAGGGGCUUUGAUGCUGCAUCGACAGGAACCAGCUGUGAUGCAUCAAGGAGAAGUACAAACACUUUGUGAAAUCACAAUGAAAUACCACGGACCGAACCUCACACUGCCACGGGAUCAGUACGAACCCAAACAGGAAGUCUCCAUUGACCAACAGCAUUGUGGGGGAAACACACUUACUGUCUUCAAAGAGGGGCUCAAGGCAGCAGACAAGUUUACUUUUAUAUCUCGCCGUCACCGUGGUUACCCCUUCAGUCUGUCUGUAUACAUUGAUGGUCGUAUGGACUUCCGGAUCAGCCGCUGCUGUGAAUACAAACACUUUAAAGGAGUCCGACUUGGAGGAAAGCUCGGACACUUCAGUUUGUUGGGUGUAGAGGGAGCCACCCCUUGCUACAGGUGUGCCCUGAACACACAGGCCACUCCCAGGAGUCUCAAGCGCCCAGUCCCUGUCAAACAGAGGUCCAACAAAGCAGAGGAGAUCCGAGAGGAAGUUAUUGUUCCGAAACCAAUUUCAAAACGAAAGGAUGAAAAAACUGAUGAUGAUGAGGAUAAAAAAAAUCUGGAAAUACAUGUUGAAGGUGAGGAGGCCACUCCUCAAAGGGAUGAUGAUUUACACAAGAACGAGGACAAAAACAAUGCCAAAGAUGAAUCAGAUGCAUACGAUGAUGACUUUGAAGAAGAUGAAGGUGAAAAGAAAGCAACCAAUGACAAGUAUGACGAAGACCGUUUUGAAUCGUCAUCCUCCUCCUCAUCUUCAUCAGAAGACGAAGCUCCACCACAAAAGACAAAAUCGUCUACAAUCACAGGUUACGAGGAUGAGGUAGAAGAGGAUCCACCUGCCCGAAAAUCUCGACCAAAAACUGGCCUGGAUCACAAACGCAAGAUUGAGGCAUUUUCCUCUGAUGAUGAAGAAACCAUGACUAAGAAAACCCCAUAUAGCCAGAAAAAAGACGAAACCACUGGUACAGCCGAGACGUUUGUCAUCACAACUGUCACAGCUGACAAACCUUCGGCUGGAACCGAUGCCAAAGUCUUCAUCAUCCUAAACGGAACAAACGACAAAUCCUCCGGCAAAAUCUGGCUGAGGAAGGGGAAGUUUCACCGAGGAAGGUCCGACAUAUUCACAGAGAGUGUCACUGACAUAGAUAGUCCCAUAAGUGACAUCGAGAUCGGCCAUGAUUGUAGUGGAGGACCAAAACAGACCUGGAAUCUACAGGAUGUCUAUGUAUACUGCCCCAGAACUGGCAUACAGCAAUCGUUUCCGGUCUAUAAACUCCUGACCCCAGAAAAGCCGAGUGUUGUGGUUUCUGAGCAACGAUCUAUGAGGAAGAAUGUAAAAGAAGAUGAAUACCGCAUGCGGCGCAGCAGUACAAGCAGCAGCAGCUCCAGCAGUUCCUCAUCAUCUUCAUCAGAAUCUCGUCAUAAGGCAAAGAAAGAAAUUGCUCCCUCUGUUUCCGUGGAUACAAGGACUGAGAUGACAGAGUCGACUGAAAGACCGCCCUCUUCAGCUUCUUCUCACUCCAUUGAUGUAGAUUCCCAGCGUGAUACACGUAUCAUCUACCCAACGCUGACACCAAAUGUCGGGGCCACACAACAGGCUUAUUCUAAAGAAAGUGCAGAAGCUGCUCAACAGAGACCUGAAACACCAUCAAGAAGAUCGCCACCACGUUCACCUUCACCUUCUCCACCAAGGAAACGAUCGCCAUCCCCACCAUCACCUAGGAGAAGAUCACCAUCUCCUCCCUCACCAAGAAGAAGAUCGCCCUCUCCCCCUUCACCUAGAAGACGAUCACCAUCCCCACCAUCACCAAGGAGAAGGUCACCCUCUCCUCCCUCACCAAGAAGAUCGCCCUCUCCCCCCAAAUCACCCGAGCGAUCCCCUACACCACCGCGUCGUGAGGAAUCGCCAUCACCUGUAAUGUCAAAUGUCGUGAGAGCUGAGGCAGAACCUGUUAAAGCACAGUUAAUUGUUGAGAAGCGUAGAAGCUCCUCCUCAAGUUUAUCUUCAAGCGACUCUGAAACUGAGACUGAAUCAGAAAUGCAACAGAAAGAAGACAGAAAAUUCAAAGAAGAGGAUCAGAAGCAGGCUGAACCAGUCCCUGCUGUGUUUCAGUAUGAACGGCCUUUCCAAUCCAGCGAGAGAAAACAAGUAGUUCAGGGUAUUCAAGAGACUCCUCGCACUGCAACCAGUGGGUCAAGUUCAGACUCCAGUAGCGACUCAAGUGAGAGUGAGACCGAGACAGAGACUACAGUUUCCAGACCUGCCCCAGCCACCGUAGCCAUGGCGACUAUAGAGACACCUUUUGUGACUCAGACAGCUCCAGCUGUCGAGAGAACACCUCAAAUUGAAUCCAAGACAUCAGAUACUGAAACUGAAACUCAGACGGAGACUGAGACUGAAACGGAAACUGGAAGAACAGCUGAUACACCGAGCGUUGCCCCUGUCAAACCUCCAUCGCCUAAACCGAAGGACACUCCAAGGUCAAGCUCCAGUGAUUCUUCAUCUGACAGUGAGACCGAGACUCAGACUGAGACUGACACCGACACUAAGCACCAUGUACCUCAGCCACCGAAACCUCCAUCACCAGAAGUGUUACAGAAGAAAUCGAAAUCUAGUAGUAGUAGCAGUUCCGGAUCGGAAACAGAAACACAAACGGAGACAGAUACCGAGAAACAGGGUAAAGAACCUCGUAAAAGUCCGCCUCCCGUUCACGAGGUCAUAUCAGAAAAAGUGAAAUCAUCAACGGAGUCAAGUGGUAGCUCUUCUGACAGUGAGACUCAAACAGAGACAGAUACGGAAAGAAAGGUCCCCACACCGCCUCUCGCUCCUGUAACUGUGGCUCCAUCUACGGAGAAAAAGGAGGAGCGGAAAAAGAGCUCAGAUGAGACCUUUAUUAUAACUACGGUAACAUCAGACAAGCCCUUGGCAGAGACAGACGCCAAUGUCUUUAUCAUUAUAAAGGGCACAAAUAACGAGUCCAGUGAUAGAAUUUGGCUUAAAAAUGGAAAAUUUGGACGUGGUCAGAGACACAAAUUUUCUAAGAAACUUUAUGGAAUUUGGAGUCCGAUUAAGGAUAUUGAAAUCGGACAUGAUUGUAGUGGACAAAAGCCUACAUGGCAUUUACAGGAAGUCCAGGUGUACUGUCCCAGAACAGGCAUACAACAGACAUUCCCUGUGUAUAGAUUACUCUCCCAAAACAACCCCAGCCUGGUGGUCAGUGAGCAACGAUCUGUGCAGAAAAUUAUCCCAAGCGAUUAUGACUCUGACAGUGAUUCAGGAAGUGACAGUGACAGUGACUCCAGUAGUGAUAGCGAGUCCGAGCUGACAGAGGAUGAUAAGAAAAAAUUAAAACAAGAUCCAGAAAAGCUCAUUCCUCCCAAAACAAACUUUGCCCUGACAGACAGUGAUGCCCCACAUGUUGUUAGUGAGAGUGACGGGACUAAAUUCAAUGUGUUUGGCAGUGGAACCGACACAGACAAUAUGCAUGGUGGUAACGACCCUGAUAGUGUUACAGAUGCAGGUCCAAUAAAAUCCGCUUACCUGUCGAAAAUCGGAGUAAAACCGGGACAGCCAGUAGAGGGCAGCAUUCUACCGAAGUUUGUCGGAGAGACAGAUAUAGAACUAAGUGCUAUCGCACUGACUACGGAGCAGGUGAAAGAGCUGGGUACCUACAUCGAGAAAUCUGAUAAUGUCAAGUCGUUGUGUCUGAGGAAUUGUGGGAUUGAUGAUGACAAGUUUGACAAGAUGGUUGAUAGCAUUGAGAAUACGAAAUCUGACAUCAAGAUGCUAAACUUGAACCUUAACAAACUUGGAGACUCGGCCGCUGCUGAUAUAGCUGACAUGAUGGGGGAAAAGUCUUCAAUAGAAAUAUUACUUAUCCAUGGGAACCCACUCGGUGACAAGGGAGUAAAGAAUUUACUGAUGGGCAUCUUGGAUAUAGAUGAUGAUGAUGAUGAUGAUGAUGAAGAUGAAGGUGUCAAUCUCAGAGAACUUGACCUUGGGGACACCAACAUGGGUGACAGUGGCAUGAAUAAGGUCGCAACCUUCCUGGAAAAAAACACAACCCUAAAAACACUGAAUCUCAACGGCAACAAGGCAGUCAGCGUAGAGGGAUGGCAAAGACUUGGAAAAGCUCUCAAGAAAAACAAAACCUUACAGACAUUGUCUCUAGAUUUCAACAAUAUUGGUGAUGAUGGUAUUGCUGCCAUUGUUGAUGGUCUCAGAACCAAUCAGACACUACAGACAUUGGAAUUGGAGGAUGUUGGUAUCACAAAAAAAGGAGGAAAAAUGUUGAGAGACCUUGUAAAAGAUAAUCCGACGAUUUUAGAGGUCACCAUUUUCCCAGGAAAUAGUAUUCCUGACGAUAUCCGUGAUGAUAUUAAAUCAUUUCUUGGUCUGAGUAAUGAGGCUCACAAAAAGAGGCAGCAGCUGGCCUCAUAGACUAACAUGUUGCUAUGGUAACACAUGUACUUAUUGCUAGGGUGACACUUGUCUUUUGUAUUUAUGUGAAAACAUAUGGUGCCUUUUAGGGGGUUUGUAGGCAAGAUUUGUCAACAGUUAUUGAAUUCUGAUCAGUCCUUUAUGUUAGAAUAUGUUUCAUUUUGUGCCAUUUAUCAACACCAGUUUUUGUUUGUUUUUUUUUCAUAUUUUUAUUGUUUUCUCUAUAAACACAUUUAUUUCAUUGCUAAAAAAGAAAUGAAAUAGUGAUUUUUUUUUAAUUUCCUGCCGCAACCUAAAGUUUUACAUCAAAUAUGAUGAUUUGUAAGCUGUAUGUGCAUGUUUUCCGACUCUUCUGUCCAGGUGCACAAAGGGACGUAACUCCAUCCAAGCACUGGAUAGUGGGAUAGCUGUAAACAGGAACAGCCAGACCACUGAUGAUCAAAUCAUUGUUGUGUAUCAGAUAUAUAUAUAUUUUGUACCGUAUUUAUCCUCAAAUAAACCCCAUCCCCUAGUGUAAAAGUUUAGUAUUAAAGUUUGGGGAAGGCUUUUUUUUGUGAGCCACUUCAGCUAUUUUUAAACUGAAUUUUUAUUGGUUCUGCAAAUAUAUAGAAGGGAGUUUUAUUUGCAAGCAGGGGCUUAUCUGCUGAUAAAUAUGGAAGCUGUUGAGCUGUGAUAACUUUUUUUCAAUAAACUAUAUCAUAUACCCAAACUAUUCCUUCUUGAAUGGAAAUCAUUCUCUUUUUUUUCCCAUAUCAUAUUUUCAAUGUUAUUGACUUCAUUCUGAUGAAGUAUCCGUCCAUUGUCUGCAAUUGUAUAAUCUCUACAAUUAAUAUAUCAUUUACGGCAACCUGAACCCAUUUUAAACUUUAAUACAUGCAUAGAUUUUAUAGUAAUAGAUCAUGUAUAUUGAUAAAAUCAAAUGUAUAUAAUUUAUCAUAUUGUAUAUAGCAAUGUUUACAUGUUGCCUUGGAGACAGGAUUUUUUUUUGUCAGCUUUAUAUUUUCUUUUUAACAUUUACUGUAUUGCUGGCAACUACUGCCGUCUGAUGUUUAAUUAUAUAUAAGGAUAUAUAGAGCCGAGGGGUUCAGCUCAUAUUGGGCAUGUACAUAAGUCUGUAGAGAUUGUACUUCAGGUGAAAUACAGGAUUAGGGACCAGUCAUUUUGUGACAAAUACUAAAUAGACAUGUAUUGUAUGUGUGUAUAUAACUAUUAUCAUUUUAAAUUUGUAGAUAAAUUUAGCGAACCUCAGUUUGGGGAGUUUUUUGACACGUUUUUAAGUUUUAUGCAGUUUUAACCUUGUUGUAGUCUAGUGAAUUAUGUACAAGUGCUGAAAGUUGUCAGAGAAUGGUAGAUUGUUGUUUUAAAUGAACUUGUGUAAUAGCUUCUCAUAAUGUACCUUAGAUCAUUGAAAAGAAUUAUUAUAGAUAGACUAAACUUCCCAAUGCUGGGGUGUUUAUUAGGACACUAAAGCUUUCCAUACCUAGUAAAUAAUAACUUCCCAAUGCUGGGGUGUUUAUUAGGAUGCUAAAGCUUUCCAUACCUAGUAAAUAAUAACUUCCCAAUGCUGGGGUGUUUAUUAGGACGCUAAAGCUUUCCAUACCUAGUAAAUAAUAACUUCCCAAUGCUGGGGUGUUUAUUAGGACGCUAAAGCUUUCCAUACCUUGUAAAUGAUGUUGAUAGUCGGUAAACAUGCGACUAGAUGUCUGUCAGCAAGAGACUAAUGAUAACAUAGAUUUAGUUAUUGGCAAAUUUCAGUGUUGCUAAUCUUGAUCUGUAUUUUCUUUCGCUGUAUGCUUCACACCCCAUUCAGGGGGGAAACCAUUUGCUGCUGAUUAUUAAGAAACUUUGAUAACACUUAAAUUAUAAUGUCUCUCCUCUUAUCCUCCAAUUGUAAGGUAAUUAAUCCAGGACAAAUUGUCCCUUGCAUGUUUUUAGUAGAUUUCAUUUCAAAAUUAUAUUAUUUCAUAUGUGAUUUACCAAAUGUUAUUAGUCGUUUACAUAUCAAUGCUGAUAUUUGCCUUCUUGAAUCACUUUUUAUACCAUGCACCUUUUUUUUUUUUUUUUUUUUUUAACUCCAGAUUAAUUAAUGCUAUAGCUACAAUGUUAAGUGUUGUCGAACAUUUUAAACAACAUAUCCAACCAACACUGUGAUAAAAAGGUUGAAUUGCUCAAUUUAAAUAUUGUUAAGUAUUUUUGGGAAUCCUGAUGUAAAUUCUUUUUGCAGUACACACAGUUAACAGGAAUCAAGGGAGACAAUUCUAUAUUUGUGUCAGAGGAUUGUUAAUUUGUGAUAAAUUCAGGGUGUCUAGCGUCCAAAUUAAACAUUCCAGGAAUUAAUACUUCACAGACCGGCAGUGUUAGUACCGGCCGGCCUUGAAAGUCUCCAAGGCUUAGUAUAUCAAAAACAUCUUAUCACUGGGUCUGUCCUCAUUUCAUAAACAAACUGUUAUCCAACCUUUCAGACCAUAAUAAACAGAGCAGCUCUGGUAAGUCAGAAUACCGUAUUAAAGGGACGUAACUCUAAGGAUGGUUUUGAAAAUAUUUUUUUUUAUUGUAGACUGAAUAUAAUUAUAGUGAACAAUGAGAGAAAUUUGAAUUUUAUAUGAAGUAUUUUUAAAAAGUGUAGAUGGCAAUAGAUUUUAACUUACAUAUUAGUCUUUGGUUAACUCCUAACAAGUUAUCUGUGAUAGUUAAAAUGUUGAACUGCUUGUAUUUUAGUGUAAUGUCUCCUCUUUUUUUGUUAAACCGGCUCCAAUCCACAUAUACUAAAAGUCCUCUUGAUUGCAGUGCUGCACAAAAAUCUGAAAACCUUUAUUGUGUGAAGUACAAAUACCAAACCAGAUUGUGAAUAUCAAAUCCAGUAAAGAUUUCAUUACUUUUGUCUUCACACAAUCUAUUUUUGACUUUGGAAAUUAAAAGAAAUCCUAUUUAUGGUGGUGGAGAGGAUUUAUGGUAUUGGUAAGGCCACUUGUGAUGUGUGAUCUAACACCACUGUUAGACUAGAUCAUGCCAGGAUAAUUAUUGUAGGUUACACAUUUCUCAAUAAAGCUGUAAAGUAGA